UCCGCUCAAACCCCUCAAAGGCCACAACAAAAAUAUUUACGAGCAGGGCCUCUCUCUUCUCUAGCCAGAAGUUUUUGGUUACUACUCCAUUGGCGCACAAUCUACCAGGGCGCAUGCACCAUGUACGGAUAAAAAGAAGUGGCAAAGCUGCAAUACUGUUUUCAGUAACCGUUCACGAGCGGUGCGCAGGUUAAGCAGAGACAUGCUAAUCCUUAUUCAUCAUCCUGUAAGCAAGUCCUUCCCUCAAUUCGUCCCAUCCUUAUCCUCCAAGAUUCCGAUUAUUAACUCCACUGUCAUUCAAACCAAAGUUUCUUCCAAAUUCCCACUUGGUGAAACCCCAAAUUUCUCUUCAGAAUCUUGCAAAGGCUUGUGCUUUUCCGUACAAUUACCGAAUAGGCGAACCCGUGUUCCCUUUUGUUCCAAGAAUGGAGUUUUUGAGGAUUUUACAGGUACCCUUUUGUCCAAAAAGACUGAAAAUGGAUUUGAAGAGCUUGAGUUACUUAACAAGCCAUCUCCAAAGCUGUUAGAUGAUGGGUCUAUUGAAGAAAUAGUUGAAAUUGAACCGGAGAAACCUGAUAAAGAUGAAGUUUUGGAGACUUUUUACAAGUUCUUUAAGCUAUCGGAUGAAGAAAAUGAUUCAGGAAAAAGUAAAAUUGAGAGCUCUAGUCAGGAGAAGAAUAAGAAAGUUAGUGUAGAGUAUUAUGACCCGAAACCUGGUGAUUCAGUGGUGGGAGUAGUUGUUUCCGGGAAUGAAAAUAAGCUUGAUGUGAAUGUGGGUGCAGAUUUAUUAGGAACAAUGCUGACUAAAGAGGUAUUGCCUUUGUAUGACAAGGAGAUGGAGCAUUUAUUGUGCGAUGUGGAGGACGUCAAGGACUUUAUGGUGCGAGGGAAGAUCUGGAUAGUGAAGAAUGAUGAGGCAGUGAGUGAGGAUCCAAAGCCCGGAAAACCUGUUGUGGAGCCAGGAACUGUUCUUUUUGCUGAGGUUCUUGGCAGGACUCUUAGUGGCCGGCCGUUGCUUUCAACCAGAAGACUUGUUAGGCGCAUUGCUUGGCACCGAGUGAGGCAGAUUAAGCAGCUCAACGAACCGAUAGAGGUUAAAAUAACUGAAUGGAACACUGGUGGUCUCCUUACAAGAAUAGGUACUUUUCUUCCAAAAGCUGAAUUGAUGAAUAAAGUUAGCAAUUUCACCCAACUGAAAGAGAACGUGGGACGACGAAUAUAUGUGCAAAUUACCAGAAUAAAUUCAGAUACCAAUGACUUAAUACUCAGCGAGAAGGAAGCUUGGGAAAUGUUGCAUCUUCAAGAGGGAACGCUUCUAGAAGGAACAGUGAGGAAAAUCUUUCCAUAUGGUGCUCAGAUAAGGAUAGGCGAUACUAAAAGGAGUGGAUUGCUGCAUAUUUCAAACAUCACCAAAGGAAGAAUUGCUUCUGUUACUGAUCUUUUGGCAGUUGGCGAGAAGGUUAAAGUUCUGGUUGUGAAGUCUAUGUUUCCUGACAAAAUUUCUCUCAGUACCGCAGACCUCGAAAGUGUGCCAGGUCUAUUUUUAUCAAACAAGGAGAAAGUAUUUUCUGAAGCAGAAGCAAUGGCAAAAAGGUACAGGCAAAAAAUUUUAGCUGUUUCAGCGACCCGCAAAGAGGAAGCCCUUCCCACGGAUGGCUUACCUUUUGAAAAUGAAGAAACUCCGUAUGCUAACUGGAAAUGGUUCAAAUUUGAAAGAGACAACGCAACAAAUCCAUGACGAUGGCAUUUCAAAAGAAAAGGGAAUUCAAACUGGAAAGGAGGAUUUUGGACGUCAGUCGUGCUUCUUCCUCCAUGAGCCGCUACAUGCUGAAUGGAAUUCAUCUUCCGUUUGAAACCCCUCACUUCAAUGAUCGAUUCUUCUGGCAAUUGGCACUUGCUGCAUUUUGGAUUGGGCACCAUCCAAAUUCGCCAGAACGACAUAGUGCCCCGAGUUGAUUUCUCCCCUUCGCCUACAUUUUAAUGAUACAAGUUACAGUGUUAUUUCCCUUCACUUUGCUAAUUUAACAUAAGAAAUCCAAUGUCGAACAUAUCUUCUAAACUUAAGUUUACUCAAAAACGUUUGUGCAAUCCAGCUGUGAUGCAUGUCUAUGUUGUGUUAAUCAUAAGGUUGUCGACCUGCUGCAUUUAUAAUUCUAAAUUGGUAACUAUUCUUGGAA
Olea europaea var. sylvestris is the source of this 2177-nucleotide messenger RNA. RefSeq names its product 30S ribosomal protein S1-like. Gene Ontology annotation, biological process: RNA stabilization. Gene Ontology annotation, molecular function: RNA binding. NCBI's taxonomy places the organism in Eukaryota, Viridiplantae, Streptophyta, Magnoliopsida, Lamiales, Oleaceae. The record is from RefSeq and is a predicted model, not a curated record.